AUGGCCGUCCUUGCCGGGGUCGCAGCACCAUCCUGGGCCCUGCCCAUCUCAGAGUUCCUGGAAAACGGGGUCCUUCCCAUGGACGAGACUGAAGCCCGGCAAGUGCAGCUCCGGGCGUCCGCCUACAGCAUCAUCAACAACGAGCUCGUCAAACGCAGCUCUACCGGCGUGUUCCAACGCUGUGUCGAGCAGGACAAGGGCAUCGAGAACUUCCUCGACAUACACCAGGGCGAGUGCGGGCACCAUGCCGCCUCGCGCAAGCGCAGUCACCAGCCGGUGACGGCACUCCGGACCAUCCCGAUCGCCUCGCCCUUCGCGGUCUGA
Molecule: messenger RNA, 324 nt
Organism: Aegilops tauschii subsp. strangulata
Lineage: Eukaryota; Viridiplantae; Streptophyta; Magnoliopsida; Poales; Poaceae
Source: RefSeq, a predicted model, not a curated record